UCCAGCCGAGUCCACUCUUCUGCUUUUUGGGUUUUGACCUGGUUACAACACCAUCGCUUCCCUCACGUUUCAGAGCUUCUAAACCUACCAGGUCUGAUCGGUUCUUUAGAUCUGACUUUAGACCGUUUCGUUUGAGUCUUUUUGUUUUCACUGCAGAAUAAAAACCUCACAAAAGCGGCAAGCUCCUCUCAGACGUUCACUCAUGAAAGGCUGUUGUGCAUGUUUUGUUUCAGUUUCAUCAUGACCACACGUAGCCUCUGGAGUCCUCUGUGCCUGCUUGAUUACAACAGUCUGGAAAGCCCUGACCUGCAAGCAUCCACCAGAACAUCAGCCUGAGCAUUUGGACAAGUUUCACACUGCUUCCCAACCGGCUGCUGCUACCAUGGCUGAAGACACACCGCUGCUGAACAGAAAAUCAUCCUCAUCUGAUUCACAGAUAAAUAACUCCAGACUGUAUCUGGCCGUGUUCUCGGCUGUUUUGGGGAACUUCAACUUUGGUUACUCCCUGGUCUACUCCUCUCCCGUCCUGCCAAAGUUCAAAAGUCCUGAUGCCGACCCUCGGCUCAGGAUGGACACAGAACAGGCCGCCUGGUUCGGCUCCAUCUACUCUCUUGGUGCAGCAGCCGGCGGGCUUGGGGCCAUGCUCCUCAAUGACCUUGUAGGACGGAAGCUGAGCAUCAUGAUGUCGGCAGUGCCGUCGACUAUUGGGUACAUGCUGAUGGGAGGAGCAGUGGAUCUGUGGAUGCUCCAUUUAGGUCGUUUCUUGACUGGUGUUGCCGGGGGGAUGACUGCAGCAUCCAUUCCAGUUUAUAUCUCCGAGAUCUCCCACAGAAAGGUCAGAGGAGCUCUUGGCUCCUGCCCUCAGAUCACGGCUGUGUUUGGGACAUUGACGCUCUACGCGCUCGGUCUGGUGGUGCCGUGGCGGUGGUUGGCGGUGGCGGGGACGGUGCCUGCUAUGCUGAUGGUUUUCCUCUUGACAUGUAUGCCCUCAUCCCCCAGGAGACUCCUCUCCCUCGGCCGAGAGCAGCAUGCAGAGAAAAACCUCCGCUGGCUGAGGGGAAGUAACUACAACACACAUGCUGAGCUCAGAGCCAUACAGCACAGCAUUAACACACAAGUGAGGAUUUCAUGGUCUCAGCUGGCCAAACCCAUCUAUUACAAGCCAAUCGCGAUCUCAGUGGUGAUGCGUUUCCUGCAGCAGAUGACCGGCAUCACACCCAUUCUGGUCUACCUGGAGCCCAUUUUUGCAAAAAGCAGCGUCUCCCUAGAGCCCAGGUACGACGCUGCCAUUGUGGGUGCUGUCCGGCUCUUUUCUGUUGCCGUAGCAGCCAGCUUGAUGGACAAGGCAGGACGCAAGGCCCUGCUGUAUACUUCCAGCAUGCUGAUGUUUCUGUCGUCUCUGACCCUGACCAUGAUCUCGCACACCACGCCAUGCCCUCCAGGCCCUGCUCCGCACAAUCUCACCGCUCUGGGCUACCACUCGCAGAAUGAACUGGGGAGUGUGUUACAAGCUGUCCAGCAAAGUACUGCUAGCCUCAUCCCUCUCAUCAGCACGGUGGUGUUCAUAUUUGAGACAGCUUUGUACUUGACUGGCUCAUACCAGUUGAUCUUCAUCCACAUCCUCAGUUGUGGUCACAAGCAGCCAAAAUGGAUUUCCUCUGCAGCUCUCCUCCGCAUUAAGAAGAUCCAGCUGAGGUGAUCCAGAUGGCUCCUGCCAGCAGGAGGCCCCCGGGUUGACCCCAGACACAUUGAAGGUGCCAUGUUGGCCAUAGAAUGCCUGCUGGAUCUGGUGGAAGUUGCUAGAAAGAUAACAGUUUGGGUUGCCCCAGCGACCUGGACCUAAAUAUGCUGACAAUAACAAAUGAACAAAUGAGUUCUCCCUCCAAGCACCUUAAUGAAUGCAUGGCAGCAUCUCCAAGCAUUGAGAGGGUGAAGGAGGAAGCGCUUGUAAAAAAAAAGAGUAACUAAAGUUUAUUUAUGAAGCACUUACCACAGAAAGAACAAAAUAAAAAUAAGUCAUAAAAUCAUAAAAUGAUCAUAAAAAACAUAAGUUUUUCACAGCAGAUGUUCUUUAAAUGCCAUUCAAUACUUUGAAGAAGUUUUUGACAUGUUGCAAUUCCUUUUGAGACUAAACAUGAACCUGAGGCAAUUGUCAUGUUUAAUAACACCAUAAAGUACAAGGUAUAAACAUGUAGCUCCACAGGUGACACUUAGAAUAUGGAGCAACAGUUCAUUUAUUUUAGUAAUUCAACUUAAAAGGAGAAACUAAUACAGGAGAUAGACACAGUAGAGGCAAAGACAGAUGUUUCGUGUCUUUUUAUUUUGUGAUGAUUGUGGCUUACAGCGCAUGAAAACCCCAAAUUCAAAAUCUCAGACAAGAAUAUUGUGAAAAGGUUCAAUAUUCUAGACUCAAAGUGUCACACUCUGAUCAGCAAAUGAUUCCAGAACCCCCGCAGAGGUUUACUGAGCCUUUAGAUGGUCUCUCAGUCCAAGUUAAAUUACAGAAAUAAAUGAACUUUUGCAUCAUAUUCUAAUUUUUAGAGUUUUAUCUGUAUAAAUAUGUUUUCAUUGCACCUCUUUAAUAUUCUUUAUGCAUGAAAUUAUAGUUUAAGACGAUGCAGCUGUAAUUUCAGGGUGUAAUUUUGCAGCUGGUGUUGAAAAUGCUGUGCUCUGCAACAGCGUCCUGAACAACAGGCCUUGUGAUGAUUGAACAAACUAGUUUGUGACACAAAAAGCAGAAACUUCUCUUUUUAUUAGGGAUGCACCGAUGGAUCGGCAUUUGAUCCCAAUCGGCCGAUAGCGCCCCA
Molecule: messenger RNA, 2807 nt
Organism: Nothobranchius furzeri (turquoise killifish)
Lineage: Eukaryota; Metazoa; Chordata; Actinopteri; Cyprinodontiformes; Nothobranchiidae
Gene: slc2a6
Product: solute carrier family 2 member 6
Biological process (GO): transmembrane transport
Cellular component (GO): membrane
Molecular function (GO): transmembrane transporter activity
Source: RefSeq, a predicted model, not a curated record